Messenger RNA from Parascedosporium putredinis, 333 nucleotides. Lineage: Eukaryota; Fungi; Ascomycota; Sordariomycetes; Microascales; Microascaceae. The record is from the annotation of a GenBank genome assembly.
AUGUCUAGACGACGACGCAGCACCAAUCCUCCUCCCUCCUACAUCUCAAGCACUAAUGACGACGACUGGUACUCCAUCAAAGCUAUUCUAGACGAGCGAAAAACAAAGUUCGGCAAACUCGAGUACCUUGUCGACUGGGAAGGACUAAAUCCAGAGACUGGGGAGCCUUACGAGCCCUGGUGGCAUCGCGCCCUCACAGAGCUCGCCGCCACGACCCUCGCAGCCACAGUCUUCGCCACAACCGCCCUCGCCACCACCACCCUCGCAGCUUCAAAGCUCACUCCUCCUCCCUCCUUCAUCCCCGCCGAUCCCGAGACCAAGCCCCAGCAGUAG